GGGAAGAGAAUCGUGCGCGUGCGCGGUUAACUCGGUUCGCCCGGCGUUGAGUGACCGAGCUGCGUGGAAGAGUCCAUUGUGUACCGAAGGGCGUAGGCAGUUCAAGUAGUUUUUUCCCCGCUCUUUUUCCCCCCCGCCCCAGCACUCUGCCAGGAAGUUGCGCCUCAUUUUGGCUCCAGCACCCUCCCCUGAGGCAGCCAUCAUCACCAUAACCCUGCGGGAACGGUCCCCGGUCCCCCUCGUGGCAGCACGGAGCAUGGUGAAAUUAGCUGCAAAGUGCAUCCUGACAGGUGACUCAGCAGUAGGGAAGAGUGCCUUGUCCCAGAUGUUCUGCAAUGAUGGAGCUCAUUUCCAGAAAAACUACACACUGACGACGGGCGUGGAACUGUUGGUGAAGACUGUAUCUGUUCCAGAGACAAGUGAUAGUGUGGAACUCUUCCUUUUUGACUCAGCGGGAAAAGAACUAUUUUCUGAGAUGAUAGAGAAACUGUGGGAGCAGCCCAAUGCCCUGUGUAUUGUGUAUGAUGUCACCAAUGAACCGUCUUUCAAUAACUGUGCCAAGUGGCUGGAGAAGCUGAGGGCACAGACACUUGGAAUGCACCUUCCAGGUGUCUUAGUGGGGAAUAAAACAGACCUGAUUGGUCGACGAGUUGUGGAGCAGAAACGGGCACAGGAGUGGGCUGAGAUCCAUGGCCUGCAAUACUGUGAGACAUCAGUGAAGCUGUCUGGCUGCCAGGAGCUUUUCCUCUGUACCUCUCAUAACUUGGUAAUGCAGUGCCCUCUGCUGGUCCCAGGUCACAAAUGUGCCAAAGAAGAUGUUAUUGUGUUGUAAUGAGCAAGAGUUGUGCUCCUAUCUUCCUUCCCAACCUCCCAGACCAGAGCCAUCCCUUGGGUAGGUCAAAUCAGGGCGACCAGUCCAGGCCCUGCACUUGGUGUGAUUGGCUGGCAUGGUCACUCCCAGAAGAGACAAAUCCCUCACUUCCGCCCUGGACCCUGCAUCCCCCCAGAGAUGGUCCUUUAUCCCGAGGAGGGGUACCCAGGAUUUCAAAUAGAUAAUUUCUCCUGCUCUCUUUCCCCUUGCUCUCUCUCCCCCUCCCCCCAAGCUUGCCUUUGUUUUGUGUGUUCGGGAUGUGGGGGGUGUUGCUAAGUAAAUUCAGUAGUGUCACCUCCUUACUAGGUCCAGUUUUCCAGUCUCUUGGUCAAAUGAGAACCUCAUUUUGUUGUUCAGUUUUCACCAUCCAUUCUCACAUUUCCUAGCUGAUCACUUGGUUCUGGUAUCACUAGUGCAAACAGGACACAGGAGGAGAAAGAGGCUGCCUGGCUCUAAACUAUUGAGAGUCAGCAGAGGGACUUGUCCAGGUUGAGGUUUGGUGUGGGGAGGGGCAACAUCUCUAGGUAGAAUUCUUGUCUCUGAUAUAAUACUGAUACAGCAUGUGUGAGAACCCUUUCAGAUCUCCAGUGCAAGGAAAUGCACUGCAGUUAGGCAAAACAUCUGUGCAAUUCAAGGUAGGAUGUAGCUCUUUUCUUCCAGAAGAGGGUCAAUUGCAGAGAUUCUUGUCUGCUUCCAAGGUCACAACAUCUUCCCUUGGCUAAGGGGUGCUGAUUUUUGUGGGGUGUGCACUGAGUCAUUUCUCUGAGACAAGCUUUCCAGGAAUCUCUGCUUUUGGUGGUUGGAUGUAAUGCAUCUAAGUAGGAGAUGUGGAGGCAGGAGCCCGCCACCUCCAGCUGCUGUGAAUAAGAUAUAAUUAUUUUUAGUACUGUGCUGAGUUAGUCGAAGAACUUUAGAACUAAAGGCUCACUUUGAUUUGAUGGCUCCUCCUACAGUUUUACUAGUAAUAUGCUUCUGUUACAUGAUGGAUCUUUUCAUAUUUAAAAUAUUUUGCCAAGUGUGUCUUUGCCACCUGUGGCAUGAUCUAUGGAGGAUUAAUACCUUGAGGAUGGGAGAUAAGGGGAAAUCCAUGUGAUUUUUAUCUGGGAACGACUUUCUGACUGCCCCCAGAAAAACCUGCCAUAGCUCUUAAUAACUGAAGAAGAGCUCUGUGUAAGCUCAAAAGUUUCUCUCUUACCAACACAAGUUGGUCCAAUAAAAGAUAUUACCUCA
Messenger RNA from Dermochelys coriacea (leatherback sea turtle), 2101 nucleotides. RefSeq names its product intraflagellar transport 27 (gene IFT27). Gene Ontology annotation, molecular function: GTP binding; GTPase activity. Gene Ontology annotation, cellular component: Golgi apparatus. The record is from RefSeq and is a predicted model, not a curated record. Bases 257 to 832 code for a protein of 191 amino acids. The transcript has 8 exons. NCBI's taxonomy places the organism in Eukaryota, Metazoa, Chordata, Testudines, Dermochelyidae.